CGGGCGGGAGAAUUCGGGAGGGGCUCGGACACCGUUUCUGUUUCCUGGCCAUGGGCCCGCGGAGCCGUGAGCGCCGGGCAGGAACAGUACGGAGCACCAACGAAUGCAGCGCCCUCAGCAAGAGUUCUCUGGCUUCGCGUGGGUACGUGCACGACGCCUUCACCUCACUGCUGGUUCCGGGGGCCGCGCGCCGCGCGCCGUUAAUCCACCGGGGCUACUACGUCCGCUCGCGCGCCGUGGAGCACUGCGUGCACGCCUUCUUGCGGCUGACCAGCGCUGUCCCCGGGCCGCCUCGCGCCCAGGUCCUGUCACUCGGCGCAGGCUCGGACUCGCUGUAUUUUCGCCUCAAAGCUGCGGGCCUUCUGGCCGGGGCUGGCGUCUGGGAAGUGGAUUUCCCGGAUGUGGCGCGGCGCAAGAUGGAGAGGAUCAGGGAGACGCCAGAACUGUGCAAGUUAAUUGGGCCUUUCCAAAGUGGGGGUCCGGAGUCGCCGCUGUGCCUGGAGAGCUUGGACUACCGCAUCCUGGGCCUGGACCUGCGGCAGCUGGGGCGACUGGACGAAGCCUUGGACUCUGCGGGCCUGGACGCGGCCACACCCACUCUGCUCCUGGCAGAGGCUGUGCUCACUUACCUCCAAUCCAGCAGUGCCUCAGCCCUCAUCGCCUGGGCUGCCCAGCGUUUUUCUAGUGCCCUUUUCGUUAUCUAUGAGCAAAUGAAGCCUCAAGAUGCCUUUGGGCAGGUCAUGUUGCAACAUUUUCAACAGCUGAAUUCUCCCCUGCAUGGUCUGCACCUCUUUCCAGACGUGGAGGCCCAGCGUCGCCGCUUCCUUCAAGCUGGCUGGACUGCCUGCAGUGCCAUGGAUAUGAAUGAAUUCUACCACUGCUUUCUUCCUGCAGAAGAACGUCAGCGGAUGGAACAUCUUGAACCCUUUGAUGAGUUUGAGGAGUGGCAUCUGAAGUGCUCCCACUAUUUCAUUCUGACAGCUUCUAGGGGAGACACCUUCUCCCAGACUCUGGUGUUGCCUCCCUCAGAGGUAUUUCCUCGAGUAGAUCCUGCUUCACCUUUGGGGGUCUUUCCUGCCAAAGUGGUCACUAAUGGCAGCCAGGGUUCAAACCUUAGGAGAUAUGGCCAUGCCUCUGUCCUCUUUUGCCCAGGCAUUGUUCUCAGCGCAGGAGGAUUUGGAGAACAGGAAGGACAGCACUGCCGAGUGAGCAAAUUUCACUUGUUGUCAAGAUACUGUGGUGUUGGAUGGAAAGACAGCCAAAUAUGUAGUUGGGGAACUGGACUCCAGUGGGAUGGACGCCUUUAUCAUACCAUGUCAAGACUUUCAGAUACUCAGGUUCUGGUUCUGGGAGGAAGAUUGUCUCCACUAAGUCCAGCCUUGGGGGCGCUCCAACUUCAUUUAUGUAAGAGUGAAGAUAAUAGCAUGGAAGCCCUGAAUGUGGUAGUAACAAAGUUUGACUCGGAGGAUUACACUUUGUCAUGUUGGCGGCAUUCAACAACAGAAGUAUCUUAUCAGAAUGAGAAAUAUUUGUUUGUGUAUGGAGGUCGGAACGUAGUGGAACCAGUGCUAAGUGACUGGCAUUUCCUACACGUAGGAAAAAUGGCUUGGGUCAAGAUCCCAGUGGAAGGGGAUGCACCUGGAGCUCGGCAUUCCCAUAGUGCCUGCCCUUGGCAAGGGGGAGCUCUUAUUGCUGGGGGUCUUGGAGCUUCUGAAGAGCCAUUGAAAUCUGUAGUUUUCCUGAGGCCAAUUUCUUGUGGAUUCCUGUGGGAAUCAGUAGAUAUCCAGCCUCCCAUUACCCCAAGGUACUCCCACACAUCUCAUGUAUUCAAUGGACAGCUUCUCCUGGUUGGAGGGGUCUGGAUUCAUUCCUCCUCAGUUCCUGGAGUGACCGUUAUCAAUCUGACUACAGGAUUGAGCUCUGAAUAUCAGAUUGACACAACAUGUGUGCCUUGGCCAUUAAUGUUACACAACCAUACCAGCAUUCUCCUUCCUGAAGAGAAACAGCUCCUACUCCUGGGAGGUGGUGGGAACUGCUUUUCCUUUGGCACUUACUUCAACCCCCAUACAGUGACACUAGACCUUUUUUCUUUAAGUCCUGAGCAGUAAAGAUGAUGCUUGAUAUAUUCGGGAUCCACUAAAGUAAACAAUAAAGGUUUCCCCAAAGGUACCUUGAAUUUGGUUAUAGAUAUUGCCAUGCCUCCACCAUUCCCUUUUAUUCCUUAGCACUAUUAAGUCCAGAAAGUGAGAAAGUUGCUAAAAUACCAACAAUCAGAGAAAUAGUACAAAGAUAAAACAGGAAACUGUUCACACAGCAGUAAAGUAGACUUCUGCAUUCAUAUAUCCAGUUUAUUGGACUUCUAUCAAUUUUCAAAUCUAAUAUCCAUUUAUUGAGUGAAAAAGUAAAAGCAAAGCCAGGUGUGGUGGCACAUGCUUGUAAUACCAGCAUAUG
Fukomys damarensis (Damara mole-rat) is the source of this 2451-nucleotide messenger RNA. It is a transcript of the gene Lcmt2, whose product is annotated as leucine carboxyl methyltransferase 2. The transcript has a single exon. The record is from RefSeq and is a predicted model, not a curated record. Gene Ontology annotation, molecular function: tRNA methyltransferase activity; protein binding. Bases 51 to 2108 code for a protein of 685 amino acids. NCBI's taxonomy places the organism in Eukaryota, Metazoa, Chordata, Mammalia, Rodentia, Bathyergidae. Gene Ontology annotation, biological process: tRNA methylation; wybutosine biosynthetic process.